Salvia hispanica is the source of this 1386-nucleotide messenger RNA. The record is from RefSeq and is a predicted model, not a curated record. Lineage: Eukaryota; Viridiplantae; Streptophyta; Magnoliopsida; Lamiales; Lamiaceae.
AUGAGUAAAGAGAGUAUGAUUUCUGAAAAAAGAAUAACAAUCAAAAAUGCUCUUUUUGUUCUUUCUUGUGUGUUUGUUUCAGGAGACGCAGAAGUGAGAUGCAUCGAGAGUGAGCGAGAAGCUCUUCUUAGCUUCACGAAUGGCACCAUGGACCGGUUUGGUAUUAUCUCGUCGUGGCGGAGCAACGAAUGCUGUGAAUGGCUCGGUGUUGAGUGCAGCAACACCACUGGCCAUGUCAUCGCCCUCAAAAUUUUUGGUUUAAAUUUUGGAGGUAAGGUUGGCUCUUCGUUGCUUGAGUUGCAUCAUUUAAAUCAUCUUGAUCUCAGUGGGAAUGAUUUUGGAGGCACUCCAAUCCCGGAAUUCAUUGGUUCUAUGAAGCAAUUGCAACACUUGUUUCUUAGAGAUUCUAACUUUUCUGGGAGUAUUCCUGCUCAGUUAGGGAACCUCACCAACCUACGCUCACUCGAUCUCUCGUUUAACUCUUUGAGUUCCAUAUCCCCUUUUAUGCUUGGUUCUGUAUUUGAAUCACUUGAAAAGCUGGACUUGUCUGUUAACCAAAUCAAUGGUUCAAUGCCAGACCCGAGAGCAUUUCCUUCAUUGAUAGAACUAAAUCUUAUGGUUAAUAACUUUACAGGCACCAUUCCUAUGAGUAUUGGCCAACUCUCAAAUCUUCAACUUCUAUCUCUAUCUUAUAAUUAUUUGGAAGGUUUAGUUUCUGAGUCCCACUUCAUCAAGCUUGAUAAGUUACAAAGACUAUAUUUAUCCUUUAAUCCAUCCUUGCAUAUUGCUUCUGAUUGGAUUCCGCCUUUCCAGUUGAAUAUCUUAUCUUUAGUCGGGUGCAAUGUGGGCCCGUAUUUUCCAAAAUGGAUUCAAACUCAGAGGAAUUUGUCAUCCCUUGAUCUUAGUAGUGCCAAUAUAAGAGAUGAAGCCCCGAGGUGGUUGUGGAGUGUGUCUUCUUCAUUACGUGGCUUAUAUCUGUCCGACAAUCAAAUUAAUGGUACUAUUCCGAAUCUCUCAUCCACCUCCAUCCGGUAUACGCAUCUUAGUUACAAUCAAUUCUCGGGUCCUAUACCAUUAUUUCCCGCCACAACCUCCGAGUUUCUAUUAAGUGGAAAUAUGUUCUCCGGCUCAAUUUCAUCUAUUUGCAACACUGACCACCAUGAUCUCCUACAUCUUGACAUUUCAAAUAAUCAGUUGGCGGGAGAGGUUCCCGACUGCUGGGAGAAAUUGCCGAACUUGCACACCCUUAAUCUGGCUAACAACAGUCUUUCUGGUGAAAUCCCUCCCUCUUUCAGCAGUUUACAAAAAUUAAAUAGACUCCAAAUGCAUGGUAAUAAUUUAUAUGGUGAGUUGCCUUACAAUUUGUGUAACAGCCCGCCCUCCUAG